AUGACGCGCCGGCGGUUUCGAAUCCUGGGAGACGAGAAGCGAGCAAAGGCCGCGUGCCGCAGGCUGGCCAUGCGGUGCGUGGUGCUGGUGUUCGUGGGAUUGGCGCUUACGGUGGCGCUGUGGCCGGCCUGGCCCGGGGAGAGUCGAUUGGCAGGCCGUCCACUGUUUUGGCAGCAAUCAAACAGAAAUAUUCCAUCUGCAGUGGAGCCUGCUGUACAGGAACCUGCUGUACAGGUGCCUGCAGAGUCUGCUCAGGGGCCAAGUAAUAUAUCAGCAUUGGAGGCAGCUGAGUCUUCCGAUGGCAAAGAUGUGCACAUGAAAUUGAAGACAGGGUUCGACGAUUCCUGGAGCAAAAUUGGUCAACAACUUCCUGAUGACGAUUUGGGGGAGUUGGAGCAGGGAACAAGGUUCUACAUCUAUAACAAUGACAUUUUUGGCACAGCAAGUGUCCGUAAUGGACUGGGACCUGACCCCAAAAUGGAUUGUUUCAUCGAGGCGCUUGAGGGCCACAGCAACAGAACUUUCGAUGUCGAUGAGGCUGACCUGUUCAUUGUGCCACUGUACUUUGUACACCCCAUCCUCAACGAGGAUCCUGUCGGAUCAGCCACAGUUUUGGGAGAGUUGAAACACAGGCUGAGCGCAUCAGUGCAGUUCCUGCAUUACGGGGGUGCAGACCAUUUGUUCGUGCUGCCUGCAGCUGUCCCAGACAUGGCGAUGGAAGCAGUUCGGAGGGUGCUGGAGGUUGACUUGUAUUCCUUCUGGGCUGGGCCGGGGCCUGGUGAGGGUCAAGAUGGUUGGAGGUGUCCACGGAGGUUUCUGCCAUUGCAUCUUCUUGGGCAGCCCCAAGGCGACUGUCAAAAUGCGGAGUUUGAUGGAGUGGUGCACAAACACUAUCAGCGGCGCACAUCGCUUUCCUCAGUAUCGAAGACAGCACCUGAUGGUGGUGUGCCUUGUUUAGACAAGAGCAUCUGUGCACAGACUGUUGACCAUCUGCUGGGCAAAACAUUCUCACUGACCCGUGGGAGAGGCAUCUGGACCUGUGGGGCAGAUCCCACGAUGACUAAAGCUGCAGAUGUGGUUGGUGAGCUUGGCGAGCGGGAGUUCCUGAGGAACUCCUGGACCGACCCCAACCACCAGCUAAUGGUGUGCCUGAUUCCCAAGUGCGGCAGCACAGUUAUGAAAAUGAUGCUGAAGCGGAUGAUGGGGAUCCAGUCCUGGGCCAACAGGACACAGAGCGUGCGGCUUGAAGGCCUCGUGCACCUCAAAGCCCCAAACAUAAGUGCCGUCUUUGACAGCAUGGAUUGGUUGAAGAUCUCGAUCGUCAGGGACCCAGUGGCCCGAACCCUGUCUGCCUACCUGCAGAAAAUCGUCGACCUCAGGCUGUUUAGCUACAUCCACUGGAAGCAGGAUCGGGUGCCGGAGUUUCACGAGUAUGUGGACACCCUGUACAAGCACCCCUACAUGGUGCAUGACAACAAGCACUUCACGCAGCAGUACAAGUCCUGUGGAAUGACUCACUCACGGUUCAACUUCAUUGCCCACAUGGAAACGAUGAGGCGUGAUAUCAAAGAGCUGCUGUCCAGGUUGGGCCUGUGGCAAGAAUUUGGUGCAUCUGGGUGGGGGGAAAGUGGAACUGAGUCUUUUCUUGAGGCGUAUGAGCCCUCGGAAAACCACCCAGAGCGCCUGGCUUCCAGUGCUGGAGACGAGGAUGUGGCGGCAUACUACACACAUGAUUUGUUGGACAAGGUGUAUAGCAUCUAUGAGGAAGAUUUCAAAUUAUUUGGCUAUUCAACGGACAAGUGGAGGGCCCUUAUUGACUAG
Molecule: messenger RNA, 1821 nt
Organism: Ostreobium quekettii
Lineage: Eukaryota; Viridiplantae; Chlorophyta; Ulvophyceae; Bryopsidales; Ostreobiaceae
Source: the annotation of a GenBank genome assembly